Molecule: messenger RNA, 4088 nt
Organism: Marchantia polymorpha subsp. ruderalis
Lineage: Eukaryota; Viridiplantae; Streptophyta; Marchantiopsida; Marchantiales; Marchantiaceae
Source: the annotation of a GenBank genome assembly
GGAAAGCGUCACACGGUGGCGAAAGCAGAGCAAGAGUCGAGUGCAAUGGAGUCGCGAGUGUGACGCAUGCGACGAGGAGCAGCAGCAGCACAUGCUGCGCCAUCGUUGGUGCUGUGCCUUUGGCAAGUCCCGGUGCUUCAGCUCAGCUAAGCUAAGCCAGCGGAGCUGGAAGGGCUUGGUCGUUGCGCCGUUCAUUUCGAUCGCUGUGGCUGCCGCCCCCCGUCCCCUCUCCCCUCUCCCCUCUCCUACAGCAUCCGGAGCUGGAGUUUGUUAAAGCCCGGGACGGGGAGGAUUUUAUUUUAUACAGAUUGUUAUUGUUACACUGGUUUUCGUGGGAGUUGUUUAUGGUGAGAGAAGGUGGAGGCGGGGGGGAGUUAUGGGUCGUGGCUCUGUGUAAGUGUGGAGAUGGAAGUUGUUGAAUGUCUUCAUGUAGCAGAGGAGGAAGCGCCGGCUAGAAGGCCGUUGCGUUAGACACCUGGGUCGUGAUUCGCACUCCUGAUCUGCGCAAGUCGUGCCAGGAGCAAGGGUCGGGGGAUUCGCGUUCCAGGAGGUACACAGUAUUUCAUUGACAUUUCCGCCCCUGUUCAUGGACGUGUCGUUGCGGAAUCUGUGAAGAGAUCUGAGCUCUCGCGGCUGCAGAUUUUUUCUGGUAAUUCCCUGUAUGGGACUCAUCGAAAUCGCAGUGGGCUUUGCUCUGUACUUCUCACUUGUGCUCCGAUUGAGUUCGUUCGUGAAGAAAUUAUCUGCACUGCUGAUCUCUUGACAUCCAUUCACGACGCGAGCUGAAUACAGUGGACACACUUAAUCCGAUCUCCCUUCCUCUGUCCUCUACUGUGAAUUGAAUACUGAGGGCCGUCAGCUAACGCCGUCACAGCGACCGUCUCCUUCGCCGUGUCAGGAGCUGGGAAUCGUUCAGGAGAUAAGCCUGUGUUGUAUAUUAUCCGACAGGAGUGAUCUGUUCGGUCACGUCCUUGCCUACGAGAUUUGAUACUGUUUUACGACGUUUUUCUGCGGGGUGGUGGUUUACAAUUUUGAGGGAUCUCGUCUAGCCGUGAAGUUUGACCUUCUGAAGUGGGUGGGUGAGUGAAGAUGGACUCUCACCUGAAGGAGCUGUUCGGUACCUUCCAGCAGCAAUUCGGUCUCGGGCCAGGUUUAGGAGCAGGGUCUGGGACCUCGUUGCUCAAAGUUGAUGGCAUCAGCACGGCUUUCAUAAAAUCUCUGUUUCGCGCUCUGGCCCUUCUGUGGCGAUCGCAUCCGUGGAAGCGGUUGAAGGCAGCUCAUUUAUUUGGCGUAAAAAUCGGCAAGCCAUCGGAUUGGCCUGAUGCUCGUCAACCCUUUUCUUGCGUCCAAUUUAUAGGAGCUGGGGUUGGAGAUUUGGGGCUUAACAUUCUUCGCUCGGAGGAAGAUGCUGUGGGGAUGAAUGGAGCCAAGGGACAAGGAAAUCAGAAAUCUGUACCCCAGAGAGGGCUUUUGCGAAUCACAUUCGGGCCAGAGGCAGAAGUGUCCCCCGGCAACCGGAAGAUGAUUAGGACCCUCGGGCUAGAAAUUGCCGGGCCUAAAGCUUAUCCGGCAAUAGAUGUGGUGUUUUCUCAGAAGGCCAUUGCUGACGGCUUUCCUUCCUUCCGCAAUCCAUUGCUGGAAGAGCUUAGAUGGGUAUAUGCCUGCUUGAGAGCCCUUACGCAGGUUCACCCUCAACUUCAGCAAGUCAGUGGUGUGCCUUACUCAUUCGAGGACCUAUCGCAGGUUGUAGAAGUCUCGUACCCGGCCGAAGACAUGCGGGAUAAGUCCGUGAUGGUGAAAGUGAGCUUCCCUCCGAAUGUGGAACAUGAUGACUCGAGUAAUUCUCUUCCAAAGCUUUCGGAAACUGUGGACAUGUCUGCAGAGAAAACGGAAGUUGCUCGGCAGUGUGUAGUCUGCGAGAAAGAGGUCCCAGCAGAGCGAGCCCCACGGUGUAGUCGAUGCAAAGCAGUUAUCUACUGUGGCCAUGUUUGUCAAAAACAGGACUGGAAGGAGGUGCACAAAGGAGUUUGUGAACUGUACAAGGCAAUGAUGGAGCGAGUCGAUGAGCUAGAGAUCAAGGGUUUUACCUUUCCCUACCUGGCGGAGCAACCCUGCAAAUGGUUGGAACAGGUAGGAUUGCAUGGGAAAGGAAUGUGGAGGAGACUUUGUACCUGUUACAGAUCUUGCCCAUUCGGUCAACUUCCUCCGCCCGAAGGAGGGGGUUGGGCUGGGGCUUGGGGAGUAGAGCACGGGACGUACCCAUCUGAUGCACCUCUGUUGGACUACGAUAAAGCAAGCUCUCAGUUGCUACUGUCUGGUUGGGGAGAAUACUACAAUCUUCGCGGGCUACCUUUAUCCAGUCCUGUCGCAGCAAUAUUGUCGUUCCCUCUCACAGUUUACAGCAUUGUGACCUCAAUAUGCGUCUCGACGAAGAAUAUGCUGGCCAAGGGCAGGGAAGUUACCGUACACUACCUCGGACCUGAAGGAGAGCUCGACUGGCUGCCAGCGUUUACGGAGAUUGGGCACUUACUGAGUGGAUCUGGAAGCUUACAUAUUGUGAUGGUUGGACCUGAAGUACCAAGCUCCUUGUCCGGGGAAGUAAAUAGUCUUGGGAGGAAGUUGAGAAUGACAUUUGUGCAGGGGCUGUACCAAGAAGAGGCCAAUGCCUUACAACCACCUCAUCUCGUAGUCGCAUUAAACGCAGGGCUGGAUCGCUCUGAAACCUGGGCCGGUGCACUCGAGGUGAUCAGGCAGCAAGGUUCGCCGACAUUUUUCACUGAUUAUGCGGAGCCUUGCUGUGUAAACGCCAAGCAGGUCCUGCGUGCUUCUGGACUACCAAUCAGCCAUCCUGUGACUCCGAACACGUUCCGAUCGCCUGUUCGAAAUCAGAUUCCAUCGACUAAUGUGCCCUGGUUUAGCAAUGGUUUCAUGUUCGGUGUCAACGCUUGAUUGGAUCCGCCUCUGUUAGUCGAACCCAUGUCUCUGAAUGGUCGAGGAGCGACUGCGGUUUGUAUUUCUUAUCACAGGCGGUAUGCGUUUCCUGUAACUGGGUACUAUUACGUUUAGUUCCUCAGAUUAGUUUGCCCACAGGCUAGGAGACGACCAGUUGCGGUGUGAAAGAAAAAUAAAAGUACUCAUCGCAGGACUUCAUUCUAGUCACCGGGCUCUCGAAGUACGUCUCUCCGAUCCAAGAAGAUCGGUUUUGUGCCGUUGAUGUGCCAUCGUUAAAGAAAGGGCCUCACACUAGAUACAUCAAGUUCAGUGCGUUCUCACGUAAUUGUAACUGCAGCUUGUAUUAUCCAAGUUGGUUGUUACUGAGCACAAUUCUGAAGUGCAUACAGUAACCCAGAGACAGGGUGGACAUCAAAACUCCAAGCCCGUGGAUGGAACUAGCUUGAGCUUGUUAGACGAUCUAGAUGAUUCCACUGGAGAUGGACUUAGGUGGCACCUGAUCACAGUCAUUCUCUCGAUGAUUUGGGAGAGCGAUAACGAGAGCUCGAACUCAGUUUGCAGACUUUGACCUGGCAAAGCUCUUUGAUCAACAUGCUCAUAGGAAGUUUACUUAAUGGUGUCCUUUAUUUGGUGCUGUUACCCUAACCAGGAUCAAACAGAUCACUCGGUUCAUCACAGGGUCUUUAGAUAAAACUGUUCUGCCAGAAUCUGAACCAAAUACCAUUGUGAACCAGCAUGUGGUCAGUUGUAUUAGCACGGAUCUGCAGAAGUACUAGCUACACGCAGGAAGAGAGGCAGACACUUUUGUUAUACGAUUAUUCUUGGUGAUUAUCUUGUUACUGACAUUUUUUCUUCCAACGAAGACAUACUUUGGGGUUCAGGCCCCUCCGGGAAUCUCGCUAUCCUGGGGUUGAACAGCUCAGAGAUUUGGUGUUUGUGUUGGUGCGAGCAAUCAAUGUGGUUCAUGGCAACGGUCUUUCUCUCUUUGCCAUUUCUCUUACAGGUUGAUUCUGCGGUUGUUAGAAGGAUUCCUUUUGUCGAUAGGGAGUACAAGCGAUCUCCCGCCUGGAUAAUCAAAACCAAUAAUGUGACCUACAACAGUGAAAUUUUGCACGUCUCAAUGUCUGGCAUUGUGC